Anopheles nili is the source of this 1140-nucleotide messenger RNA. RefSeq names its product cathepsin O-like. The transcript has 3 exons. Gene Ontology annotation, cellular component: lysosome. The record is from RefSeq and is a predicted model, not a curated record. Lineage: Eukaryota; Metazoa; Arthropoda; Insecta; Diptera; Culicidae. Bases 1 to 1140 code for a protein of 379 amino acids. Gene Ontology annotation, molecular function: cysteine-type endopeptidase activity.
AUGACGGAAGUGAUCGAGAUGCUCAUGAUCAUCCUGAUCGUUACGCUCUGCUUCCUGAUGAUCCCGUUCAACACAAAACCAAGUGCGGUGAUCGAGUCUCGCCGCAAGUUUGACGUGUUUGUGCGGCUGUACGACAAGCCUUAUCGCGGGGACGCGCGCGAGUACGCGUACCGGUUUCAGAUUUUCCGCGCUUCGUUGGCAAAAAUUCGUCAGCUAAAUGAGCGAAGCCGGGAUGCGAAUGACACCGCGAUCUACGGCAUUACGCAAUACGCGGAUCUGUCCGAUCGCGAGUUCAUCGCUCGCCAGCUGGCCGAUCUGCUGCCGGACGAAUUGUCGGCAUCCGGGCCAAGAAGCCCGCACCAGAAGUUCGUGAUCGAUUCACGCAGUGCCGAGAUGAAGAACGACAUCAUCUUCUCGCGGGCUCGCCGGGAUCUACGGCUACCGGCGGACCUGCCACUCUCGGUGGAUUGGCGUGAACAAGGCAUCAUUUUGCCGGUGAAGAACCAAGGCAGCUGUGGUGCUUGUUGGGCGAUCAGCGUAGUCGACACGAUCUCGGCGUUGGCAGCGCUUAAACGCAGUGAUCGCAAGCUGACGGACCUGUGUCACGAGCGUGUGGUGCGAUGUGCGGCUAAUGGCAACAACGGAUGUGAUGGUGGUGACACCUGUCGAUUGCUGGAGUGGUUGGCCGAAGAGAACUACCGCAUCGGGACGGCUGAGUCCUGUCCAGAACGGAACAUGGUUGAAUCGGAUGGGAAUUGCACCAUCGCAGGACGUGUGGAUGGUCUCCGUCAGGAUCUCAACAACACCGUUGUGAAGCGAUUUUCCUGUGACGGAUUCGCAAACGAAGAACAUCUGAUGCUGCGCCAUCUCGCCACCAGAGGGCCGAUCGUGGCUGCGGUGAAUGCGAUCUCGUGGAAAUACUACCUUGGUGGGGUGAUACGGUAUCACUGCGAGUCUGAGUACGAAUUGUUGAAUCAUGCGGUUGCUAUUGUCGGGUAUGAGCUUAACGCCACUGUUCCGUACUACAUUGUGAAGAAUUCUUGGGGGCCAAGGUUCGGCGAUCACGGAUACGUGAAGAUAGCGGUUGGGCAGAACCUCUGCGGUAUCGCUAAUCGUGUCUCAUUCAUCGAGGUUGCUUAA